Messenger RNA from Metarhizium album ARSEF 1941, 930 nucleotides. RefSeq lists its product as uncharacterized. The transcript has a single exon. The record is from RefSeq and is a predicted model, not a curated record. Lineage: Eukaryota; Fungi; Ascomycota; Sordariomycetes; Hypocreales; Clavicipitaceae. The coding region runs from base 1 to 930 and encodes 309 amino acids.
AUGGCCGAAAAUGAGGGAAAUAUGCAAACGAAAGAAGGCGAGAUGUGUUCCCAACACGAGUCCUCAGGCGACUGGCCGGAAGAAGAUUGUACUGGUGCAAAUGACGAAAACUUCAAUUUGUCUAGUGACAAGGGAAAGGGGAAGAGUGCCGGCUCGAUGAUCGACAGGCUUCAGUCAUCUGGAAGAGGUAUUAUUCAAGGGACAAUAACCGACAAGCGCAUGACGGCGUUCUCUUCGAGCCAGAAGGGAGGGGGGGAAUCGAGUGCAUCGGCGCAUUUUACAGCGCAUCAAUCGAUUUCCGGAACGGAGCAACAGAGGAAUAGACAGGCGCCUGACAAUACGGCCCAGCAGUCGUUUAAAUCGGACCGUCGCUCACAAGGGAUUUCUGAUGCAUUCGAGGCUUUCGAAGCUGGUGAAAAGCUGAAGCUCGACUUGUACACGCCUGGCAUAUUCGACUCACCCAGAAAAGACAGAUCUGUAAUGGAGCAGGAAGCUUUGGAUGGCUCUGACGUGGUGGCGUUCAUUUCACGGUCCGAGGUUGGGGAUUCGGUGAUUUCUGAGGAGCCUGAGGAGCCUGAGGAGCUGACCCCCUCUGAGGCAUCCAGAUUACGAGAAGCUCUAUUCGAAUCUGGGAGCUCCUGGCCAUUCUGGGACCAACUCCUCAACUUCAACCCCGAUUUUGUGGUGAGAGCAGAUGGUUCCCGGAGGGAGGCGGACAUCUACAUGGGCACAUCAGAUGCGGAACUUGCUCGAAGCACAUGGCUGAGACACUGGAAUGAUGUUCUUUCCUCCUAUACCGACGAGGUAUGGGGGGAUCUAGGACCACUCGCAGCAGAGGCGAAGGGGGAAUUGGAGCAAAAUCGGCACACCCAGCAAUCUUUGGCAUUAAAUCGGCUCAGGCUCAUCUUGACCCAUGUCCGUGGUCAUUGA